This is a messenger RNA of Owenia fusiformis, 1739 nucleotides long. The record is from the annotation of a GenBank genome assembly. NCBI's taxonomy places the organism in Eukaryota, Metazoa, Annelida, Polychaeta, Sabellida, Oweniidae.
CUUUUUAUUAGUUCACUUGUUUACACAAAAUAUGCUGAGCUAGAAGUGGGAUAAAUUCGAAGAUAUUGUUACUACAAUGUUUCAAUCACGGUUGUCAUUGGUAUUUCUCGUUGUUAUUAUAGGACAUCUCUCGGUAAGAGUGGAAUCGCAGCAAGCGUGCAUAUGCCCAGAUUGCAUUGAGUUGCCAGGAGGAUUCAACUGUGAAGCUAUACCCAACACUGAUAAUUGCAACUGCGCAACGUGUGGAUGUAUUCAAGGUACAUUGAUAGAUUGGUGUUCUUCAAGAAAUGAUAUAAACACAAGACUAGUUGCCUUCCUUUUUUAUCACAAUACUGACUUUGCUGGGACAUCCUUCCAAGUACAAGAGUUUGAGGGUGUCAUGGGUAUGCUUUUGAAUUACUAUCCGAGUGAGUUGGGCGACACUCUCUGUACACAAGCUGAUAUACUGGCACUCUCUUGUGAACAAAGACAAAUGCGUUUCAGUCAGACUUUUGAAGUUAUAUCAUUUUUGGAGGAUGAAGACGUCCCAGGGUUAAAGAACUUUAUAGUUACUCUUGAAUCACUUCAAACUAAAACUUCCGCAGAUUUCGCUCUACUUGACAGGAUGCGUGAUAGUCUUGGUGUACUGGAACUAACUCGUCGAUUCUUGUAUUUCUAUAACCCAAAAUUCUCUGAAGGCAAAGAAUGUUUGGCAAAUGGACAAUGUCCGACAAGUGCACCUCAUUGUGUCGAUUGUUCUUGUCAUCAAUGUCGAGAUGGCAAUGACUGCCGGGAACCAGGAAAGUUAACUUGUAGGAGUAACAGAGCCGGGAUGAUGGUUUGUGGAGAUCCCCACAUUAAACAAACGAUUAAGGGUACAAACCAAAAACUAUGCUACGACAUUUUGGGCGCUGCUGGUAGAUCCUACCUUCUAUUGGAUGAUAAUGGCAUAAAAAUAGUUUCAAAAUUCAUAACUGGCGAGAAUUCGAGCAAUUCUGAAGGCUGGGCCGAGUAUGUCAGCGACCUUUCAAUUACAGUUGAUGGCGUACAUAUAAAAUUUAACACGAAGUUUAUCAGCGUAACAGAACCAGGAAAACCGACUUUAAUGCAUAAUUGGUUGAUAAGCACAAUUUAUACGAGCGCAGGGUGGAUGGCAGCAUCUAAGAAGCAAGUUAAUGUUUAUAUUAGAGAUGGCGAAACCACUGUUAAUGUCAUCCGUAAAGGAUUGAGUCGUGAGGUACCAUUCCUUAACUUUGGUAGUAGUGAGCUUCACGAGCUUUCAGCCAAUGCAGGGGGAAUAUUAGGUUCCAUUGCUAAUAAUGCGAAGUUGGUAAAAGAUGGAGCGAAGGAUUUGGUACAUUGGAAUCGUGCGAUGAUUCCAGUUAAGAAUGACUCUAAGGUGUGUCUGCAUGUUGACCCCUUUUAUCAGGCAAAGCUCAACUCCCUCUUAGAGAGAUUCAUAGUCAAAGAGGAAAAAUUGGAGCGCCAAAAACGACAAUGAUUGCGAGUGCAAUGAUCUACUAUAUCUAGUAUUUGGUAUAUCACCGUAUGUCCUGGCUAUAAUGUUGCGCAAAGAGAUACAGAAUGUCAAAUAUACUACACGUAUCUAUGUUACCAUUAUCUUUGAUACAAAAAAACAAUCAUAAAAUUAUAAAAACCGAGAUAUGCUAUCCUUAACGGGACGUUCUAAAUUGAAAUCUUGACCUCAAUAAAAGACUUAUCUUAGUGUACUAUCAGAAAUAUCAAAUAAACCAUUGACU